Stomoxys calcitrans (stable fly) is the source of this 9901-nucleotide messenger RNA. It is a transcript of the gene pyd, whose product is annotated as tight junction protein ZO-1. Gene Ontology annotation, biological process: cell-cell adhesion; cell-cell junction organization; protein localization to cell-cell junction. Gene Ontology annotation, cellular component: plasma membrane; bicellular tight junction. The record is from RefSeq and is a predicted model, not a curated record. The transcript is spliced from 13 exons. Gene Ontology annotation, molecular function: cell adhesion molecule binding. Lineage: Eukaryota; Metazoa; Arthropoda; Insecta; Diptera; Muscidae. The coding region runs from base 1354 to 8757 and encodes 2467 amino acids.
AAAAUAAUUGUGGGCGUCAAUUAUCGAAAAGCAAAAACACAAAACAAACUUAACAAUGAACAAUUAAUAAAAACCAAAAAUAAAAACAAAGCUAAAGCCAAAGCCAAAGGCACCUAAGUGAGUGACAAAGUUAAUGGCGGUGUGGUUUGGUGUAUCCAAUAACGACGCAAGCCACUAUUGGGGUCAAUACAAGUAUUAACGAAAUGUUUAUCUCUCGUGCAAUACAAACAGUAAUUGAAUAAUUUAACCCAAAAAAGAACAACAAAAGUACUGCAAAAUUUCAAUUUGAAAAAAAAAACGAAAAACCAAAUAUGCCCCCAAACCAGCACUAAAGAUUAGCAAUGACAGAUUAAACGUUGAAAUUAAACACUGAUAUGCUGCUUGUGCCACAAGUGCCGCACAACAUGUGUUAGAUGUCUGUUUUUGUGAGUUGAUAGACUAAAGGAAAAAAUUUUAAAUUAACCAAUUGGCCACAUUAUGCUAAACCAUUUCACCAACUGCCUUCCUCCUUCCAUCGUCGUUUCAGUUACGUAUGGAAAGUAUGUCAAAAAUGCACUUUUCUUGGUUUUAAUCAAAAGUCGAACAAUCACAAUUUUCAAGAAUUUACCUUGGUGAGACAUCGUGUACUACACUGGCUGACGGAAGGUUCUUUAGCCUCAAACAAAAACAAAAUGCAUUCAAUUCACAUGUUGUUUUUUAAUUAACAUUUCUUUUUUUUUUGGGUGUAAAAUGGUCAAGCACACGACCCACACCCAAGAGCCAUCCAACCAUCAUCACACACAUAUCGUGCAGUGCCGCCCGCCUAGAGCCCGACUACCAGUUGCUGAUGGGUCAUUCAGCCACGCUUUGGAGGGGCGUCUCUAAUUGGAUUAAGAACUUUGUGCGGCUGUAAUGUGUGUCUGUUUGCAAUUGAUAUGUUCUGUUUUGAUGUGCGCAACAACAAGCACGGGCGGGAAAUUUUGUGAAAAUCAAUCGCGAUUGAAAGUUUAAACGAAAAACAACGAAAAAAUUUCUAUUUAUUUUCGACGCAACAGAAACAUAUUGGAAAAAUAUAUAUAAAAUAAAAGUUAAAACGAAUUAUUAAACAAACAAAAAAUACAACAACAACACUAAAAUAAAAAAAAAAAAAUAAUAUAAACGAAAUACAUACAAAAAAAAAUAAGAAAAAUAAAGUGGCAAGUUUUUUUGAAAGGAAUUUGCUAAAUACCAAAGCAUACUUCUAGGCUUUGUUAAAAAAGACCCACCCAACAACUAACAAAGUCACCUCUGCCAUAUAUUCACCUCUAUAGUGUGUUCUUAAACCUUUACAACUUCAACACACCUCUGCAACACUUUUCAUAAUUUGUGCUUACCAUGAAAAUAACAAAGUAUACUUCAAGGCGCAAUAGUAUAAAGAAACGUAAGAACGCCAUGCCUCGAAAUUCCACUAUGCAUCCUGUCAACCCCAAAGCUCCCUUCUAUCCCCUGCUCAAACAUCGACCCACUGCUUUCAUACGCAAUGGCAUUAUUGGUGGCGGUGAGGGACCUGGAGCCAAUGGCCUUUAUCAGGUAGAUGAUCGCAUUUACACCACCACCAAAAUGUUUAUACGCGAUGGCUACAUGUAUCCCCGCCAAGCUGGCCAAACUAUGGAUCCACGCUUUCCUUAUGAGCUGCACGAGUUUCCCGAUGAGACGGGUGCCACAGGUCUUCAGCUGGUGGCCACCCCCAAAGUUCACAUAUCUGGCGAGUACUUGAAUCAAAGCAAUGGCAGUGGUGCUGCCACUGAUUAUCCCGCUAUGCGCUUUGGCGGUCAUGGCCCAAAUUCAUCGCUAACUCGUCGUGAUGCUCGUAAGGCAGCGGCUGAGAUUAACUUGGCCAAUGAAGUCUAUUGGCUGCAAAAGCAACGUGUACGUUCGCGUAGCAAUAGUUUGGGUCAGCGUGUUUUAAAUUGUGCCGGAGGAGCUGUCGCACCCAGUGUGGAUAGUUGUGAGGCAAUAACGACAGCAUCCUCAACGACCUUAGAUCGUAAUUACAUACGCAAUGUGGAUGAUCUUUUGCUAUCGCUAAAGCAACGAGAACAAAUGCAGUUACCACCAAGUGAAAGUGGUUAUUCGACAGCAUCAACGCGACGUCGGAAAAAGGGUGAUCGCACAACAUGGGAGUAUCAUACGGUUUCGGUAACUCGUGUGCCGGGCUAUGGUUUUGGUAUUGCCGUUUCCGGCGGUCGUGACAAUCCCCAUUUUGCUAAUGGUGAUCCUUCCAUUGCCGUCUCGGAUGUUCUAAAAGGUGGACCAGCUGAAGAUCGUUUACAAGUCAACGAUCGUAUUAUAUCCGUUAAUGGUGUCUCUCUUGAAAACGUGGAAUACGCCACCGCUGUACAAGUUUUACGUGACAGUGGUAAUACCGUAACAUUAGUUGUUAAACGCCGUGUACCCCUCAAUACUGUCGUCACAAAUCCCCAACAGCAGCAGCAACAACAACAAAUGCAUCAGCACUCACACAGCAUGAGCAAUGCCGGCCUGAAUUCCAUGCCACCAACGAAUGGCAUCAAUUCCAUGGUGGUACCGCCCAAUUCCGCAGCAAUGAGUCAACCAAAUUCCCUCAACUCUUCAUUGGUCCAAGGCAAUGGGCCAAGCAUGAGUCAACCCAUAAAGGUAACCCUUACAAAAAAUAGUAAAAAAGAGGAUUAUGGCAUUGUACUCGGCUGUCGACUCUUUAUCAAGGAGAUCUCCUCAAAGGCCCGUGAUCAGUUGGCCGCAAAUGGUUAUUCAUUGCAAGAGGGUGAUAUCAUAACACGCAUACACAAUACCAAUUGUGCUGAUACCAUGAGCCUCAAAGAGGCCAAAAAGAUUAUCGAUGGCUGUAAGGAGCGUUUGAAUAUGGUUGCUCUGAGGGAUAUCACCAAUCAACCGGCCAUAACAGUGGUAAACCAACUGAACAAUUCCAAUGCCCAGGGUAAUAUUUAUGCCCAACACCAACCUCAGCUAUCGAAUUGUAGCAACAAUCUGGAUGAUCCAUAUUUGAAUGGUGGCGCCACUUACUCCUCACAGAAUUUGUAUGUGCAGCCUCCCACCCGUACCUCAAAUAAUGGUCCUGUUAAUGGUUUAAAUGAUGAGAAGAGCAAUUUGACUCCCAGGGGAAGAUCUAGGGGGCCCAUAAUGGAGGGUGUGUCUUUGCAGCAAUUGGACAGACCGGUGACACCACCCAAUGCCAGCAGCUCACGUUCACGUCUAGAUGAACCGCCCAGACCACCACCACCACGGGGAGCGGCCUCCAAUGGAGGUGAAGAUUUCUACAGUUCUCGUCGUCAGCUGUACGAGGAUGAGUCACUUACCAGAUCUCGUCAAUCAUCGGAGCCCAGAUUUAUAUCAUUCCAAAAAGAAGGCAGUGUGGGCAUACGUCUGACCGGAGGCAAUGAGGCGGGAAUAUUUGUUACUGCUGUACAGCCAGGCUCUCCGGCUUCCUUGCAGGGCCUUACCCCUGGCGAUAAGAUUUUAAAGGUGAACGACAUGGAUAUGCUAGGAGUCACACGAGAAGAAGCAGUUCUAUUUCUGCUCUCCUUGCAAGAUCGCAUAGAUCUCAUAGUGCAGUAUUGCAAGGAGGAAUACGAUGAGGUGGUCAACAACCAACGCGGCGACUCAUUCCACAUUAAAACACACUUCCAUUGCGAUAAUCCUUCUAAAGGUGAAAUGGCUUUUAAAGCAGGCGAUGUGUUCCGAGUCAUAGACACAUUACACAAUGGUGUAGUGGGUUCGUGGCAAGUGUUGAAAAUCGGUCGAGGACAUCAGGAAAUGCAACGAGGUGUCAUACCGAAUAAAUCGCGUGCAGAGGAAUUGGCAACGGCGCAAUUCAAUGCUACCAAAAAGGAGAUGAAUGCUAGUGAAUCAAGGGGCAAUUUCUUUAGGAGAAGACGAUCAACACAUCGUCGUUCCAAGAGUUUGUCUCGUGAAAACUGGGAUGAUGUUGUCUUCUCGGAUAGCAUUUCCAAAUUCCCAGCCUACGAAAGAGUGGUGCUACGCCAUCCCGGUUUUGUGAGACCAGUUGUUAUCUUUGGUCCCAUUUCUGAUUUGGCUCGUGAAAAGUUGGCUAAAGAUUACCCCGACAAGUUCUCCACUCCCUUGCAAGACGAUGAUAAAACUAACAAUUCCAAGUGUCGCAUUGUUCGUCUCUCGAAUAUACGCGACGUCAUGGACCGCGGCAAGCAUGCCCUGCUUGAUAUAACACCCAAUGCUGUGGACCGUUUGAAUUAUGCUCAAUUCUAUCCCAUUGUCAUAUUCCAAAAGACCGACAGCAAGCAUGUCAUAAAGCAACUGCGCCAAGGCAUGCCCAAAUCAGCCCACAAAAGUUCAAAGAAACUUUUGGAACAAUGCCAGAAACUGGAGCGUGUGUGGUCGCACAUCUUCAGCACCCACAUUGUGUUAAACGAUGAGGAGAGUUGGUAUCGUAAAUUGCGGGAUGCCAUAGAUCUGCAACAGAGCGGUGCCGUUUGGAUGUCCGAAACAAAGCCUGUUGAGUCCUUAUCCGAUGACUUCCUAUUCCCAAUGACCUCAAACCGUUUGUCGUAUGCAUCAAGUCCUGAAUCCGAUUUGGAAUUAAGUCCCGGGCCGUCAACAUCAUUAUCUUUGGGCAAUUUACCGCAAUUGGUGAAAUCAAACUCUGAUCCUUCGAUUGCCACAAAUCAGGAUAACUUGGAUAGGGAUAGAGACAUAAUUGGUGAAGGAUUACCACCUCCAUAUACGAUUCCUUUUGAUCAUACCACCACUACUCAGCCACCACCAAAUCGUCGCCAGACCAUGGAUACUAGCAAAUAUGGUGGUUACCCCUCCAAUUCGAAUCUUCUCAAUUCGGAUCCUUCAACACCUUCCACACGACCGCAGUCGUUGUAUGGCAUAAACGCCCCAGAUUUGCCGCCUCGCAUUGAUCGUCAGUCCAAGCCAGGACCCAAUGAUAUUGUAAGCCCCUCUACUACCACAAACACCCCUUCGCGUUCGAAUAGUUCCGGGGGCACUUUGGGCCGUUCAGCUCAAGAACGUCUCUUUGGCAAGGCCAUUGUUAGUGAUGAUGUUCAAGCAGAAUAUAUUUCAAGAAAUGCCGUCAAUCCUAAUGGUGUUGGUGCGGGUGAUACCAUGGAAAGGCAUCAUGCCUCUCUGGAGAGACAAGCCCGCCUAAAUGCUGCACAAUCGAAAAUACCGGGAACAAAUGCGACCGCUGCAGCCAUAGCCACCCCACAACAGAAUGGUUCAAGCUAUGACAGUGUAUCCAGUUAUGAUUCUUACAAUGCCUCCCAGUUGACCAUGCAAAAUUUGGGACGUUUGGGUCCCAAUGCUCCGGAUGAUCUCAAAUCAGUGCCAAAUGCCAAUGCUGGCCGUCCUUUGCCACCUGUAGGCAUGGGUAGCCAACCGGCUGACUACGCUCGUACCACUCACGAUCAUCGUCCUUAUGGUGGUGCCAAUGAUCUUAAUCGUCAGAGCAGUCCUGGUAGACCACCAUAUCAUGAUAUGAAUGCGGCAAGAAAUAUUGAUCCUCGUAAUGGUACGCCUCAACGUCCCUCAAAUUUGGGCCUCGAGGGAAGUCCCCGAAAAGUGGAAACCAAAACUGAUUAUGGAAAAUACAGUCGCAAUAAUUCUGCAUCACAAGCUGAUUACAACAAAAUACCCAAAAAUCCGGGCAUGCCUCACAUGGUGGUACCUCCACCCAAUGUUAAUGGCAAUAUGAAUGGCUCUGCAGGACCAAAUGGAGCCAGUGGACCAUUUAAACCAGUGCCACCACCAAAACCUAAGAACUAUAGACCACCUCUACAGAAUGCUGGAAAUGGCAAUGGUCCAAACCAAUGGGAAAAUCAGGAACCUGGUUCUCCCCGUUCUCCCAAUGGCUUCUAUUACCCACCAGCACCUCAACAUCAUCAUUAUGGCCAACAAACUCCUGGAUCUCCGCACACAAAUGCUGCUAAUAUGCAACCUACCUAUGGUAGCAAUAAUAACUAUGGCCCUCCCAAUGCAUCGAGUUAUCCUGCAGCAAAUGGCUACAAUGGCAAUGCUACAUCACAUCAUUAUAAUGGUGGAAGUGGCACUGGACCGUAUAUAGCACCCCAUAGGGGUAUGCCUCCCCCAAUAGGUAAUCUUCCCCCUCCUCCCCAUACCCCGGAACGUCCUGGUUUAGAUUUGGCCGGUAGUCGUGAGCAACGUGGUUCUGCCUUUGAAUUAUAUCGUAAACCUCAAAUUGGUACUGCUGGACACCAUCACAACAUGAGCGAAUUGGAGUCAUAUGAUCAACAGCAAAUUUACGAAGAUUACUACGCUAUGCCUCCGCCACAAAAUCCACCUCCAAGAUCUAGAUCUGUGCCACGUUAUCCGCAUGAAAGACCACCACAUGUGCAAGAUCCCAAUUAUUAUAGUUAUGGAGGCGGCCAGUUACCACCACCUUUGCCGCCAUCUCAUCCUCACCAUCAGCAUCAGCAACAACAACAACAACAACAUCCUCAACAACAGUAUUACAAUGAAAACGACAUGCCACCACCUUUGCCACAUAAAAUCAAAAAGAAAUCAGUUUUGAAAAGUCCUCUUACAGCGCUAAAAAAUGCUUUUAUGAAAAGUACACGUCCUUUAAGGCGUAUUAAUAGUCUGGUUGAUCCAGACCGUAAACCCAGUAAAUCAGCUUUGAAAAGGCAAAACUCCAUGCUAGAGAGGGGCAUGCAAAGACCCUACUACCCCGAUGAGUAUCCCACCUAUCCGGCGGGUUUUGAUGAUCGCUACUAUGGAGGGCGUGGCAGAAGUGUACCAGCCAGUGCCAUGAGAGGAGGAGGUGGAGGAGCUGGUAGGGAGCAACAGUAUUAUGAUCAACUUCCACCAAAUGCCUAUGGCUAUCCCUCACCGGAUGUCAUGAAUAGCACCUAUCAAAAUUUGGGCGAAGAAGACAUUUAUGGGCACAUGGGCACAGUACCAGGCCGAGAACAACGCCUAGCAAGAGAACAUCCUCCCUACGAUCCUUAUGGCUUUUCAGAUCAGGAUGAUAUUUAUGCCAAUAGAGCUUGCAUAGAUUUAGAGAGAAGGCAUAUGGAGGCUGCCCAAAAUCGCAAUGGCAAACGAAUAGUGAGACGCCAUAGUACCACCACAGCAGAUCGCGCUCAUGGACGCAGACCUCAUGCAGCUAUGGCCGCAAGUCCCCAGACAAACAGUUAUGAACAGGAUGAUAUCUAUCAAAGUAAACAGGGAGCCUAUAUGCUGGACAAUCAGCGCAGGGCUCCCAACUCUGAAGUCAUGGCUCGCCGCAGAUUCUAUCCGGGAGCGGCCAAUGAGCAGGCGGAAAUCCAUGAACCUGUUUAUCAGUCGCGUCGCGAAAUGCAACGUGAAAUGCAAAGGAAUCAUUUGUAUCAAACUAAAAAGGAAAUGCAAGAUCGCAUAUCUCAGGGCAAGCGGGAAAUGGAGAGGGAGUUCAGUCCCCAAAGUGGUAGCCAAUCGGAAAAAGAUGAUAAGUCUGAAAAAGAACCCAUCUAUCAGUCGCGCCGAGACAUGGUUAAAGAGAGUGCCUUGAAAACACGAGCCCAAUUAAGGGAUCAGAUAUACCAGACUAGGCGAGAAGCUUUGGACAGCAUGGCGGAGCCAUCGUAUAUCUCCAAAAGGGACAUGGGAAGACCAGAGCCCAUUUAUGAGACAAAAGAGGAGAGUAUUUUACAAUCACGAGAAAAUGAAACGGAUGAAAAGAAAGAGAGCAAAACAGAAAUUAAUACCCAGGCAGAAAUUAAUCAUGAAGGGGGAGCAGCAGGUUCAGAUCGUUUAAGUCCCAGCGAUUUGCAAAAAUCUUCCGACACUGUCAUUGAAAUGUCAGCUGCAGAGAAGAGUGCUCCCUUGGCUCAGAACGAUGAAGAUGAUUUGGAAAUGGGCGGGGUCUCCAAAGAUUUCGAUAGAACCGACAUGCAUACCAUCAUAGAGAACAAACACAAUCAGGGUAUGUUGGAGCAAACCGACAUGGAGGCAAAUGAGACGAAUGACACCCAGGAUAUAUCCGAUGAUGUUUUUGAAAUACCUCAAGCGGUUUCAUCCCCAUUGGUAGUGGAAGGCCCUCCCAUAGAACCAUUGGAGCCACCCAAACCCACAUUGCCUCUAACGCCACGAUCUUCGAGAGCCCCAUUUCAUAUAUCGAAUAUUCUGAAGAGAACUGGGCCACCGCCUCUGAAGAAAUUAAGCGACAGCCGAACAUCUAUAGAAACCCAUUACACCUCCCAGGCCAGUUUGCCAGUGGGUCCACCUAAUGCCACCAGUACACCUUACACCAGUAACAUGUCCCUGCCCAUUGCUGGACCAGUGCCCACCUCGGCACCAGCAGCGGCCAGCUUACCUGGCAAAGGUUCAUUUCCCACUGUGCCGAGAGAACCUUCCACCUGUCGUGGCAUAUUCGACUCAAAUGGCGGCACUUUGGCCGAUAAUGUAUGGAAUGUUUCAUUGCAUAUACCACCGGGAGCCAUAGCUCCGGGAGUUCGGCAAGAAAUCUAUUUCACCGUUAGCGAUCCACGUAUGGGUCAAGCUGUUGGUGGCCCACCAUUGGAUAUGGAAAAUGGUGAAACCAUGCUCUCACCUCUUGUAAUGUGCGGACCCCAAGGUCUGGAAUUUCUAACACCUGUUACCCUUAAUAUACCCCACUGUGCGGGAAAGACAACAUCUUUGGGUCUGGCCUUAAAGGCAACGGAUAGUGAAAAAAAUAUUCAUACCGAAUGGGAUAACAUCGAUUUACCAAGUAAUGCGGCAGCCCAUACAGUAUCUGUAAAAGUAGAUCAUUUCUAAGGAAGUCUAAGGAACCCCCUCCCAUGCGAAAUUACAAAAGAAUUAAACGAAACAUAUAUAAGUUAUUUUUGUUUUUAAGUUAUUUACCCAUGCAUAAAAAACAUAAUUAUUGUAUUAUUCGAAUGUACAUAGACCAUAUAUUAGAAUAUCGUAUCAACUAUGUUUAAUGAUUAUUACUAUUAUUUUUUAAAACAAAUUGUUUUAUAGUUUUAAAGACAAAAUAAUCUAUUGCUAAAUGGAAAAUGAACUGGACAAAGAAAGUUCUUUUUGAAGGAAUGUUACUUAGACCUUUAGCUUUAAAGGGUCAUUGAGGAACUCUUUUUUCAAAAAGGAACUAAGAGAAUUUUUAUUUAACUUAACUCAACAUAUAACGAACGACUUUCAAAUCUUGACAUCAUACAAACAUUUGAAACGAAACAACAUUUAUUAAACGCAGAGAAAGUUCGAAGCAAUCCCUCGAAUAUAUAGAAAAGUCCUAUUACAUAUAGCAUGUAUUUUGUAAAUAUUUUUAUUAUUGAAAUAUUCGUAUAUACAUAUUUUUUUUUUUGUUUUUAUAGUUAAACUCUUAAAACAUUUGGAAUGAAACAAAAAGAAUUAAACUGCAAAUAUUUAAGUUCCAUUCACUGUUUCUUAAUUUUAAGCAUUUUAAAUGUUUAAUGUAUUUGUGUACAUCUAUGUAUGUUUAUUUAGUUCCAUUUGCACUUGUAUUUUUUAUAAUUACUAUUAUUAUUAUUUGAUGAUGAUUGUAUAUGCUUUAAAUAUUUUUAAACUCGAAUUACUAUGCUGUUUACUCAAAAAAAAAAAAAAAACGAAAUAAAAAUAUUGAAAUGACUAAUUAUAAGCAUUAAAAAUUCAGAAUGUAAUGUCGUCAUAUUAAAUUUUAUUGUAAAACAAUCUCGAAUGAAAGAAUGAUAAAAACUAAUGAUGAAUAACCGUUGUAAUACGAGUAACCAUUAAUUAUUCUAUUUACCACAUAACUACACACAUAAUGUUUUUUCACAUUUAUACACAUUUACAUGCGAAUACAUACAUACAUGCCCCCACUUCAGACAUAAUAAUAAAUAAAUCAAUAAAAUACAUGGAAAAGCUUCAAUAAAAAAUAUAUAAAAAUUAAAAAAAAAAAAAAAUAUCAAUAUUUACUAAA